Messenger RNA from Histoplasma mississippiense, 375 nucleotides. RefSeq lists its product with no specific name. Gene Ontology annotation, molecular function: nucleic acid binding; zinc ion binding. Lineage: Eukaryota; Fungi; Ascomycota; Eurotiomycetes; Onygenales; Ajellomycetaceae. The coding region runs from base 1 to 375 and encodes 124 amino acids. The record is from RefSeq and is a predicted model, not a curated record. The transcript has a single exon.
AUGGAUAACCUGCGUAGUAAGGCAUUGAAGGUGCUACGCACCGAACUCGACCGUCGAAAUCAAGAACCCCAGAACUACGAAGAGUUGCUUCGAACUCUACAGACUCUCGAGGAAAAUAUGCCGGAGCGACGACGCGCCAUUCGCAAAGGCAGACCUGCGAUAUUCGUAGGGAAUCAGCGUCGUUCUGAUAAAUCUAGCAACCACCGGAAUAAAAGGAAACGAGAGGAACAGACGGGUUCAACCGAACAAACCAAGAAAGAUAAAUAUAAUUGGAUGAAGGAGUGCUCACACUGCCAUAAGAAGGGGCAUAUCGCAAACGAUUGUUGGAUGUUAUACCCCGAAAAGCGCAACCAAGUCCGACAAGCAAAAAACUAG